Molecule: messenger RNA, 2688 nt
Organism: Heterobilharzia americana
Lineage: Eukaryota; Metazoa; Platyhelminthes; Trematoda; Strigeidida; Schistosomatidae
Source: the annotation of a GenBank genome assembly
AUGGCUGAUGAUUCGGGUGAACAUUGUGUCUUCUUUAGGAAACGUAGUCGUAAAAAUGUGCGGAAAAAAGAAAGUUCCUCUAGUGAAGAUGAAGCGGUUAUUAAGACUCAAAAAAGACGUCAUAUCAACAAUAUGUUGUUUCAACAGACUUCAAAGUUUGGAGGUAAUAAGAAAUGUUCAUCCGAUGAUGAUGACAUAAAUGAAAGUAGCGUCCUUGAAACAGUUACAUACAAGGCUUCGCAUUCCAAGGAGUCUAGGGUAACAAGAGAUCAAAUGGCAGCUGCUACCUCAGAGAUUGAUACGGAUAUGAAAUGUGAUGCACAGUCCAUAUUUGAGCGUGCUCAGAAAGUUAAUCAGGAAACUCAAGAUCGCAAACUGUAUAAAGGAAUGAACAACUAUGCUCAGUAUAUUGAGAAGAAAGAUACUGUCAUGGGAAAUGCAUCCAGUGGUUUCAACCGUAAAGGUCCCAUGAGAGCACCAGCAAAUUUAAGAGCCACUGUUAGGUGGGAUUAUCAACCGGAUAUUUGUAAAGAUUAUAAGGAAACAGGAUUUUGUAGUUUUGGUGACAGCUGCAAAUUUCUGCAUGACAGAUCAGACUAUAAACAUGGUUGGCAAAUAGAGCAAGAAUUAGCUGAAGGGGUCUAUGGAAUCGAUGGUGAAGACAAUCGUUAUGAAAUUACUCAUAAUUCUUCCGGUGAUGAGGUUGCUGAAGAUAUUCCUUUAGUCUGUAUGAUAUGUCGCAAGGAUUUUAAGGAUCCAGUUGUUACUAUUUGCAAACAUUAUUUUUGUAGUGACUGUGCUCUCAAGCGGUAUAAGAAAACUGCACGUUGCUAUGCGUGCACAACAGACACUAAAGGAUUCUUCAAAUUUGCCAAGAAUCUGCUUGCACGUAUUGCUAUUUUGCGUGAGAAAAAGAAAAAACACUCCGAUCUAAGUGAAAGUGAUCAAGAGGAAGGCGAAGAAAUUCAUCACCACUCCUGUUCUCAUUCUUCCGCACCGUGUAAAGAUGAACCAUAUGAAGAAGAUGAUAGACUCAACAAUAACGAUGAAACGGAAUGCAACUCUCCUAGCAAAGUAAAACUCCCACAAUCAUCUGAACCGAAUUGGGCUAAACCUGAGGCACCAGAAUAUUGUGAUUCUGAUGAAGAAAAAUGGAUGGAGGACUUCUACAAUGUCUUAGGCUGUACUAUGAAUGCUACUGAGGAUGAGAUUAAACGGUUUGUUAACCAGGCACGACUGAAGUUUCACCCUGAUAAAAAUUCAGGUACUUCAAGGAAAGAAUUUCUAGUGGUGGAAAGGGCAUGGAGUAUACUACAAUGUCCAGAAAAACGUAAAGUUUACGAUGCUUUGUUAAAGCAGAGUAAAGUUUUGUCACAUUCUGGUGGAUUACCUGUGCAAGGUGAUAUACCACUCAGUGAAUUUCAUCGUGAGUUAACAUCUCCUGAUAGUGCCUUAAAUUUUGAACCGGGUAAUGAAGAUUGCAGUAUUUAUUGGUUGCCAUGUCGUUGUGGUGGGAAUUAUAUCUUAGACAAUCUUUCUGUGCUGUGUCAAGUCUUGUAUGCCAAGUGUACUGACUGUUCCCUACUCUUCGUUGACUUAAAUGGAUUAGAGAAAGAUAGAAUUGAAACAAGAAAAAGGCAAGCACUAUUUCUUCGUCAGUCUUCGCGCAUAGUUGAGAGAUUCGCUCACAAUCCAGUUAGUGUUGCUAUGUUAGCUUGCGCUUUACCGUGGUUGGAACGUGAACAGUAUGAUGAUAUUGCAGUAGAACGAAAUGCUUACGGAAAUUGUGGUUAUGCUUUAUGUUGUAACUCUAGAAGUGAAACAACUAGUAAACAACAGUAUCGUAUAUGCACAGCUACACGUCGAGUUUAUGAUAUUACUAAACGUAGACCUUUUUGUUCAGACUGGUGUUUUCGAGCCUCCAGUCAUAUACGCAAACAGAUUUCAAAAGAACCUGCUUGGUGUCGUUCAUUAGAUAGUUUAAAACCUUGUCGUAUUGAUUUGCUACCUCCUAAUGCAUCUGGACAUGUUGGUAAAGUGAUUUUAGAUGUUCGAAAUCGUUUACGAUUGACGGGAUCUGAAAGUGAUUCAAGCAUUGAAAAUGAAUUAAAUUCAAAUGAUGAAUUAGACCUUGUUGAGUAUUCGAACGCCAUACCUGAUCAUUCGUGUAUGCAACUUGAAAUGAAUAGUGAAGGGGAACUUCCGGCUUUCGAUAUACAUCCACGUACGGUAGAUACUAUUAAAUCAAAAGCUGCCUCCCAUGAUAGUGAAACGAAAACAUCUAACACAUCUUCAUCGGAUGCCAAACAGAUUUUAGUGGGAAAUGAUAUUGACAAUGAAAACGAUACAUCAGAUAUGCUAGUUAGUGUGAGUGAUAGACUUUUAAAACGUUUACGUGAUUGGAUGACGGAAAAAGCCCUUUCAGUACUUACUACUUAUUCGUUUACAUCUGAACAGCAGCCAGUUAAUAAAAUGCAUAGUAAAGUUUUGCAACAGUUCUACUCUAAAUAUGAUCCACUUACCACGUGUGUCCUACCAUUGAUUGAUUCUGUGUCACCUCAAGUUCUUCGACGACAAAUUUUUUUGGAUGAUGUUAAACGAAGUAUGCAUCGAAUAUUAGAUGUUUUACAAGUAAAUCCUUAUCCUGUAUACCGACGAUUGGAAAACGCGGUGCUUCACUUCAAUUAA